Molecule: messenger RNA, 3239 nt
Organism: Uloborus diversus
Lineage: Eukaryota; Metazoa; Arthropoda; Arachnida; Araneae; Uloboridae
Product: sphingomyelin phosphodiesterase-like
Biological process (GO): ceramide biosynthetic process; sphingomyelin catabolic process
Cellular component (GO): lysosome
Molecular function (GO): acid sphingomyelin phosphodiesterase activity
Source: RefSeq, a predicted model, not a curated record
UCACGUGACUCUGAGAUCAGCAGUCUUCCGAUGUUUCUGUUGUUGAAAUCACGCUUCGCUCUAUCGCUGUCAGACUUGAUAAAAGACUGAAGUUUUUUUAUCAAGUAAUUACUUAAAAAAAAAAAAGAAAGUUUAUUUAUCAACCAAAAGGGUUCACGAAACAAUAUGUGUCAAAAAGGAAUAAGUUUGAAACUUUCUUGACGCAUGAAGUUGUGAAUAGGCCUUAAAAAAUCAAGACAAUGAAUACCUACAUACUACUUAUUCCUUUAUUUUUCAUUUUAUCGAUUUAUAUUGAAAAUGGGAAUUGCCAUCCAGCUAAUAAAGUAAGAUGGAAUUAUGAAAAGCCCAUUAGCAAUGAAGCACUUUCUGAAAAUGAUAUCUUGGCUCAUACAGAAUUUCCUAAAAACUUGAAAGCUGGGAGUUUUCCUGACAUCAAAUAUUACUUAGAACACUUACUUGACAUUCUCAAUAUUAAAAAGUUCAUCAAAAAUAUUGGUAAAAAGUUUGAAGUUGAAACAGCAUGUCUCUCUUGCAAAUUUGCUGUUGCCUUCCUACAACAUUAUGCUAACCAUGGAGCUACUGAAAAUGAUAUUGGAUCUAUUGUUAACAAAAUUUGCUCUUUAUUUCAUAUAGAAAAGCCUAGAGUUUGUCAUGGAUUAACCGAACUGUUUAAAGGUGAAGUGACUUAUGUUUUGGCUAAUGUUGCUCUGGACCCAAGUGAAUUUUGUGGUAUCCUUAUUGAAGGAUGUGGGAAAGUUGUAAAUCCAUUGCAUAAUUGGACUAUUCCUCUGACUCCGUUUCCAAAGCCACCCGUGAGGCCUCCAUUACCACCAAAGCCUGGUGCACCAAUUGCCCGUGUCUUACAUCUAUCCGAUGUUCACCUUGAUCCACUGUACCAAGAAGGAUCGAACGCAGAUUGUGGAGAACCAUUAUGUUGCCGAGAAGAUUCCGGAAAACCAGCAGGUCCGAGGACUACAGCUGGUUAUUGGGGGGAUUACCGAAAUUGUGAUUUGCCUCUACGUACCCUAGAAAACAUGCUUUCACAUAUAAAUCGUACUCACAAGGUUGACUAUGUGAUAUGGACUGGGGACAUUCCUCCACAUGAUAUAUGGAAUAAUACAAGAAAAGAAGCUGUAUAUCUUCUUCAUUCAGCUUCCAAAUUGAUUCAUAAAUACCUGGGUCAUGUUCCAGUAUUCCCAGCAUUGGGAAAUCAUGAAAGUUCCCCUGUUAACAGUUUCCCAAUUCCCACAAUUAAAGGAAAUGAAUCCAUUUCAUGGCUAUACAAUGAAGUUGCUAAAGCUUGGUCACCAUGGUUGCCAGAUAGUUCAUUUACUUUGAAAUUAGGUGCAUACUACUCUGUUUUAGUGAAUCCUGGUUUUAGAAUUGUUUCAAUUAAUAUGAAUUACUGCAACAGUUUGAACUGGUGGCUUUUGCUGAAUUCAACAGAUCCUACCAAUGAACUUUCUUGGUUGGUUUCAGAACUGCAGAAAGCAGAAAUUAAAAAUGAAAAGGUUCACAUUUUAGGGCAUAUUCCACCUGGUGCUGGUGACUGCUUGCCAGUAUGGAGUGCCAAUUUUAACAAAAUAAUCAAUAGGUAUGAGAGUACCGUUACAGCGCAAUUUUUCGGUCACACUCACAAUGAUGAGUUUGAAAUAUUUUAUGAUAAAUCGGGCCCUAAAUCUCGACCUGUGAGUAUUGGUUACAUUGGUCCCAGUGUAACUACAUAUGAUGGACUCAAUCCUGGUUACAGAAUUUAUACUGUUGAUGGAAACUACCCAAAAAGUUCGAGAGUUGUUCUGGAUCAUGAAACUUAUUACAUGAAUCUUACUGAAGCUAACUUGUACAACAAACCUGUAUGGAGAUUUGAAUACUCAGCUAAGAAAGCAUACAAUUUAACCUCAUUGCUGCCUACUGAUUGGGACAGUUUAACAUAUCGAUUUUUCAAAGAUGAUGAACUCUUCCAAAAAUUUUACAGAUUCUUUUAUAAAAUGUCGGAUUAUCCUGUGGAGCCCUGUGAUGAAACCUGCAAAAAAGAAUAUUUGUGCAGACUCAGAAGAGGAAAGUCUGAUGAUCCUCUUAUUUGUUGAGAAUUUUGGAUUGAGAAACUGCAGAGAUUAAAUUAAACUUAGACAAUCUUUCAGUAAUAAUAAUGAAAUGUCCUAUCAUUUUUCUUUUAAUAACUAAAAAUUAUUGGCAAACCAUAGAUACAUUCUUAAAAUUAAAUUAGGAACAAUAAAAGUAGCUAUUUUAUCUAAUUUCUUAUUUGAAUUUAAAAGGUCUAAUAUCUUAUCAAUUUUUCAAAUCCACAGUAAACUUGAUAUUAGAAAAUAUAAACUAAUCCAAUAUGUUUCAAUCUAUCUACUUAUCAGUUUAGAAAGAGAAAAUUGAAUAAAAUAGAGUGCAAUAGAUGAAUAGUAAAUUGAAGAAAAAUGUUUUAAAAGAUGAUUCUAGACUUGAAUUUCUUUAAAACUUAAAAGCAAUUUGUGAAUAAGAUAAAGAAAUGUUUAAAAAACAUAAUAGUAAUUUGUAUCAUUUUUAUUUGUGUGUUAUGUUUUGAUUUUCUUUUUGUGAUCUGUGUUUAUUUUUAUUGAACUUCAUUUUUUCAUAUAAAAAUCUGUUAUACAUUCAUUUUCCUAGUCUGCAUUUUUCUUCUUCUUCUUUUUUUUUUUUUUUUUUUUUUUUUUUUUUUGUAUCAAACAUGCAUUUUUGCUCAUUUUUUGAAGUUUCAUGUAUUGUUUAUAGUAUGUAAAUAAUGUAUAAUAUGUUACAUAUAGAAAAGUAUUAUAUAUUUCACGUUUGUGCAUUAAGAAGUUUAUUUUGUUACAUGAUGCUCAUUAAAAUAUACUUUGUCUGAAUGGAGUAGUUUAAUUACAUUGCUUUUCAACCGUUUCUUCUGAUACAAUUCAUUGCUCAAGUUUCUCUUUGAUAUAAUGAUCCAAGAAGUCAUUUUAAAUAUUGUUAAUGUAGUCAUGAAGGAAAUCAGAAAUUGCAGUAUUUCCACAUUAUAAUCAAACAGUUCAGGUGGCAGGAGCAGCAUGUACUCUUCUGAAGAUUUCAAUAAUUGGUUAUAAAUAUGUUCAAUUAAUGAGAAAUCAGUUUCACAUAAGAAGGAACUCAAAUUCCAAUUAUUUAAAAAAAUAUUUUUCCAAUCUGUAAAGUUUAUGCAAUAAAUGAUGAAGUCAUUAAGUCUGUCUUUCCCUUCAUCAUAAUCCUUUUGAUUUUGUUUAUUUUCUUCUGCU